ACUCAUUCAACAGCAGACGCGUAUACAUAUAAAACUCGCAUUCAUGUCGUUGUGAAAUAGGGACCAUUUUUUGCUUAUAUUUUUUUUUGUCAUGUAUCAGAAUGACUUUUUUCUGGGUUCAGCAGUUGGUCCAAAAAUGCCGAGGAAUAGAUAUGUUUAUAGUAGCGACAUAAAUCGAGAAUAUCCAGUAACUAGAACUGGAUCAGCACGAAAACAUUUUCCUGGGAGAGAAACUUUGGUAGAAGAACGUCGCUUUGCUGCAUAUGGAACAAAAAAUGUGCCAUUUAAUAACAUAUUACGUUCUGGGGUGCAUGUCUACAACGAGAGAGAAAUUGAUGACGUUGUAGCGGGUGUCUCGUACACAAACUUCAUGGAUGGAGAGUACACGGGUGAAUCCCACCCUGACGAUGAGGAUACAUUAGAAGUUAUUGAUACUAACAAUGUCGUACGCAAUUUGACCGCUGUAGGUCGUUUUUUGGAAAUGUUGCAGGGCCUACCAUUGCCAUGUCUAUCGCUGACCACUUCGUGCAUAUGUUUCAUUAUAGCUAUAUUUAUAUCACCACGACCCUGCGCUCAAAAUAUUAUCUAUCCCGUUUUCAGAUUGUCGUUUGGUACUUUAUAUCCAGCGUAUGCCUCCUAUAAAGCAGUGCGCACAAAGAAUGUUAAAGAAUACGUCAAGUGGAUGAUGUAUUGGAUCGUGUACGCAUUUUUCACUUGCACUGAAACUUUUACCGACAUCUUCCUAUCAUGGUUUCCGUUCUACUAUGAAGUUAAAGUUGUCAUUGUGCUCUGGUUAUUGUCGCCUGCAACGAAGGGUAGUUCAACUCUGUACAGAAAGUUUGUUCACCCUAUGUUGACACGUCGUGAACAGGAAAUUGAUGAGUAUCUCAACCAAGCCAAAGAACGCGGAUAUUCUGCUGUAUUACAACUAGGUUCUAAGGGCGUCAAUUACGCCACAAAUGUUAUUAUGCAAACUGCCAUUAAGGGUGGUGGUAAUCUGGUGCAAACUAUACGUCGCAGUUACAGUUUAAGUGAUCUCUCAGAACCUGAUGUUCAUCGUACUCAAGAUGAGAUUGAUGAUGUUGUAACAAUGAGACCUCAACAAAGAAUGUUACGUCCUCGGCUACAUACACCAGUAGGUCGAUCAACAUCAGGUACUCGUCAUUCGACUGGUAUGUACUUUGCGGAAGUCGACGUCACAACCAAGGGCUCAGGAGAUUUAAAUUAUAACAUCCGUUCAUCAGACGACAUAAGUUCAGGUUAUUCCAGUGCCGAACCUAUUGCUGGUGGUUUGAGUCGUACGUCAUCCAUGACAAAUGCUUCCAAAACUCGAGGAAAGGCAAAACGUUCUGAGGUGGAUGUUUUAGCUGAUGGCACUGAUUAUUGUGAUGAAAAUGAUCUAAAUUUGCCACACCGUUUAGAUGUUACGUCAUCACUACCAUUAGUUAAUAAUUUUGUGGAUGUUGAUGAGCCUGAAGGCUUGGAGGAGUCUGAUGAAUAUUUUGAAACAAAAUCUAACGGUUCAGUGGAAAAGGGUUCAGAUGAUGACAAUGUCAAAAUGCAAAGUUCUAACAAAACAGACACAAAAUACGACGAAAAUGAACUCAAUAUAAGCAAGUUACGUUUUAGCCUGAAGGAGAUUGAAAACAAUUUUAGAGAAAAUAUAACGAAUUCAUCAACAACGCCACACAUAGCCAACUCAAACCUACGUUCAUAUACCCACAACAAGGGUAAAGCACCAAAACCACCCCAACAGCAUGAUACCUCUUAUAAUGUGCCACAAUCGCUAAAUGAAAUUAUGCCUAGAAAUGAAUCUACCAAUAUAAAGGAAACUGAAAUCUAAAAAUGUAUUCGGAUAAGAUGUCGGCUAGUUGCACUACUUUGCCUCGUAGCAAAAAAGCCGAAAAAGCUAUUGCUGCUACAACAACAUCGAUCAAAACAC
Molecule: messenger RNA, 1942 nt
Organism: Stomoxys calcitrans (stable fly)
Lineage: Eukaryota; Metazoa; Arthropoda; Insecta; Diptera; Muscidae
Gene: ReepA
Product: receptor expression-enhancing protein 4
Exons: 8
Coding region: 92-1843 (583 amino acids)
Biological process (GO): endoplasmic reticulum tubular network organization
Cellular component (GO): cytoplasmic microtubule; endoplasmic reticulum tubular network; endoplasmic reticulum membrane
Molecular function (GO): microtubule binding
Source: RefSeq, a predicted model, not a curated record